Molecule: messenger RNA, 615 nt
Organism: Exophiala spinifera
Lineage: Eukaryota; Fungi; Ascomycota; Eurotiomycetes; Chaetothyriales; Herpotrichiellaceae
Exons: 2
Coding region: 1-615 (204 amino acids)
Cellular component (GO): mitochondrial large ribosomal subunit
Molecular function (GO): structural constituent of ribosome
Source: RefSeq, a predicted model, not a curated record
AUGGCGGAGGCCGUGCGGGCAAUGGCACCGUCCUCUCUAAAGCUCCCCAAGCGGUUACUCGACUUUUUCGCUCGAUAUCCUCCCGAGGUAUACUCUGCCAAAGUUACCGGAGUGGCAAUACCUAUCACGCGCAAGGCAGCUAAAGAGGCCGCCAUCGCCAGGAAUGCUGAGAGCUCAGCAGCAGCAGGAGCAAAUGCCGAAACAUCAAACGAAGUAACACCUCCUACACCUACACCUCACUCUUCACCUGCCACGAACAGUUUCCCCCCAAAUCCAUUCCUGCCGCGGAAAAAUUUUGUCACUGGAAAAUGGGCGGGCGCAAGGAUUGGGCUCCGACGGCAAGCGGAGCUUGUUAAACUGGCGAAAGAAUGCCAAAUAGAAGAGUUAUUACCUCCUGGCCGCAAAUCGACCGCAUUCAAGCAGUCACGAUUGCUCGAGCGAGGACUCGCCGUGAGAGGUACUGGUGUAGGCCAAAAAGUAAAGGGACAUCAAUGGGAAAGGCAUGUGGGAGCUACUCUAGAAAAGAGGAGAACUGCUAUGGAGAAUAUGCCAGAGCUUAUCAACGAAUGGAAGAGGCGUGGUCAUGGCAGAGGCUGGAAGAAAUACCCGAAAUAA